Molecule: messenger RNA, 2363 nt
Organism: Periconia digitata
Lineage: Eukaryota; Fungi; Ascomycota; Dothideomycetes; Pleosporales; Periconiaceae
Source: the annotation of a GenBank genome assembly
UGCUUUUGGUCCACGCAGCUUCCAGCACCAAGUCCUUGUUUCUCUUCUCUUCUAUUCAAUUUUUCCAAGAUGAAGACAAUCAUUACAGCUGCCUCUGCGGCGCUCUCAUUGACCCAUGGAGUUUCCUCCAGCCCCGUGGCCACCCACUCCAACGUCAUCUCGUUCAAGCCAUCCGAAGUCACGUCGGACUCUGUACACAACAUCUACGUGAGCUACAAUGACGAAUUCGAAGGACCCCUGCGCGUCGUCUACGGAUCCUGCGAUAUGUCGGCACAAUACGAGAUGCAUCACGAAGUUGGCUCGACAUUCCUCCGCCGCUCGAGCCGGCCUGAACGUUUCGUAUGGGUUGUGCCAGAAGAUACCUCUCAUGCUGGAUGUCUACACGCAUACUCGGGGUCUUCUUUGAUUGGUCGAUCAGCUCCCAUUACGGUGAAGCGCAACAUAAGAAAGAGGGAAGACAUUUCGCAAGUAGCAGACGCUAUGGGACCUUGGUUCGAUGGUGUUGCCUACAUGCAGUCCAAGACAAACAACGAUUCGUUUGUCACUAAGGAAAAGAGCAAGAAGAUUGCCAUCGUUGGUGGAGGCAUGUCCGGUUUACUGACGAGUCUGCUGCUCGAUUCAGUAGGCAUUCACAACUGGCACAUCACCGAGUCUUCGCAGCGUAUUGGGGGCCGCAUUCGAACCAAGUAUCUCAAUGGUACCACGCCCGAUCAAUACCAGUACCAGGAAAUGGGCCCAAUGCGUUUCCCUGUCUCCGUCAAGUACCCGGACACCAACGAAACGCUUGACAUCCAAGACCACAAGAUGGUUUUCCAGCUGGGAGACACUCUCAACAAGCUCAAUGGCAACAAGAGUUCGGUCGAAGUAAAAUUCAUAAACUGGAUUCAGAGCAGCCCCAAUACCCCAGCAAACUCGAAUGGCUACCGCCUCCCCAACGGUCGCAUUCCUUCUACUGCUCAAAUCGCAGCAAACUCCUCCCUCCGAAACCCUGCCGCAAAGCCUGCAGACCCCGAGGCUGCAGAACUCGCGUCCGAGGAAAUGGAAGACUUCAUCGGUUUCACACCAGACGUAAGCCGCAGCGUGGCCACAAACAUCUACAAAGCACACAAAGAGGCCGUCGAGAAGGGCAUAUUUCAAUGGUCCGAAGCAGCAUACAUCAAAUACGCCCUCAACAUGAGCGCAGACACUGCAGAUUUCGUCGGUGGUUCUGGAGACAACAGCCCGCUCUGGUACUACGAUUCAGUGUACUUUGCCGCUACAACAUGGAAGACCAUCGACAAGGGCCUCGAAUCUCUUCCUCGCGCCUUCUACCCACUUGUCAAGGACCGCCUAACACUCGGCCGUAAAGUCGACGGCCUCGUGCACAACGCCGACACAGGCAAAAUCUCCAUCACAUGGCGCGAAGACCCUCUCGCUAUGGAGCCCGAAAGCGAAGAAUACGACUACGCCGUGGUCGCCGCGCCUUUCUCCAAAGUCCGCCUCUGGAACCUCCCCAAGUACUCCUCGCUUCUCAGCCGCGCCAUCUCCUCCAUGAACUACCAACAGUCAUGCAAAGUCGCACUCCACUACAAAACCCGCUUCUGGGAGCACCUCAGCCCACCCAUCAUUGGCGGUUGCGGCUCCGUUGACAUUGCAGGCGUAGGCUCAGUCUGCUACCCCUCCUACCAGAUCAACUCCUCGCUCCCGGGCGUAAUCCUCGCAAGCUACACCUCCGGCACACCCGCGCGCUCCCUCGCCGCCCUCAGCACCACCGACCACGUCGCCAUGAUGCAGCGCGCCAUGGUCGAAGUCCACGGCCCCAUCGCCGCGGAACAAUGGACUGGCAACUACGAGCGUCAGUGCUGGGAGGUCGAUGAGCAUCAAGCUGGUGCCUGGGCUGCGCCGUUUGCUGGCCAGCAGGAUCUGUAUCUGCCUGCGUACUAUAAGACUGAGUUCCAAACUGUGUUUAUUGGUGAGCAUACUAGUUACACGCAUGCUUGGAUUUUCUCUGCGCUGGAUUCGGCGGUUAGGGGAACCACUCAGGUCUUGCUUGAUAUGGGCCUCGUUGAUGAGGCUAAGGAGGUUGUGGAAACUUGGAUGGGGAGGUGGAUUCAUAUCUAAGGGGACUCUAUGUGGGGAUAAAACGGGGUAUUCCUCAUGAAAUUAUUAUAUGUAUAUAAACGAUAAUGACAUAAUGAUAUUAUGAAGCAUUCUGACUAGUAUUGCUCAGGACUGAAAGUGAUAUGCAUGCUGGAAGGGCAGCUGGUCUAACAGUACUUUCACGUGAUCAACAGACCUUCCCGCACGGGUUCCAGAUAUCAGACACUUGUGCUCAUAUGCAUGCAUAUACGAAUGAAACAUGCACUAAAUUGCGUUUCUUUCUU